CGUGCACUUGUCGGCAUCAACAUUCGCCCAACAUUUGCCAACACGCUCCAAGAACAAGACCAAGACGCCUGCCUGCCUUCCUCCCCCCUUUGUUCGCCACCGCCGUCACAAGACAAGCCAUGGGGUCCCUGGCAGUUCAGCAAUCGCAGUCUCCGAGACGCAAGGCCUCAGUCGCCUCCGCUUCUUCACCCGACUCGUCCCCCGGUGCACGCACAAUGGCCAGCUCGGCCGUGUUCCCGCCUCUCAACUUGCGCUCCACGUCCACGGGCAGCACACGCAACAGCUUCAUGCCGCACGCUGCCUUCCCUCAGAGCGACGACAGCAACGACGAUGAGCGCCGCAAUGCCACAGCGCUCACGAUCGUGGAGCUACUGGCCCGCGCCGGAACGAACGGCAACAACAAGACCACACAGCAACAGACACAGCAGGCUCCACUGCCUUCUCUCCGACCGCAGAGCAACAGCUCGACAGGCAGCUCAGCGCUGCCGUCUCUGCCUAAGAUGGUGAUCCCGUCGCUUCGUGGCGACCAGCGCUUCUCCUUCCCGAGCAGCUCGGGUGGAUACUCCAGUCAGACCCCAACGUCUAACGGAGGGAACCCGCACGGCCUGUCGCCAGCAGCGCGACCCAUGCCGAUGCCCUCAGCAACUCAAUCGACUAAUCCGAGCCCGCCCAAGAGAGGCCGAGCCGCCAGCGCCACGGGAGCUGUCAACAACUCGCGUAAACGACAGAAAGACGAGCUGACGCGACUGCGUGCACAGGUGCAGGAGUUGCAGCGCGAGCUGGAGCAUGUGCGUUCCAGGAUGCCUCGUAGUAAGAUCCGAGCCAUUCCGGCCGUCGUGAACGGCGGAAUUAAGACGGAGCGGUCGCCACAUUCCCCCGUAGCAGUGACUGCAGCACCUUUGAUGGGAUUGGAGUCUGCAGGAGACUCCACGAGUGGAUUGAUGGUCGUUCCUGUAUGGGAACGCAUGGCUCAACAUCAGAAAGAGGAGAAAAGCAAGGCUGAGAUGGAGAAUCUACGUCUUAAGGGUCUCAUCCAAGAGCAACUUAAGAUCUCCAAGGGCCUAGAGAAGCUUCUACGUAAACGAUGCAAGUCGUCUAUGAGCUCAGGCUCCGACGCUGAGACCUCAGCCACUGUGCUUGGCGUCAAGCGACCACGCACAAGUGACGCUGAAGAGACAGCGGUCUUCGCCUCGCUGGCCUCUGGUCUAGAAGCUCGUCUUGCAGAGAUGGAGGCUGUGUUUGACAAGGGCGGCCUCAAUAGAGACAAACAGGAGCUGCAGGAGACUCAGAUGAUCCUGGACGAACGACGUGGGCCUGUAAUGGAAGUCAAGGACGCCAGGAUCCUGCCAUUCGACGUACAAGCCUGUGCCACUGCCGUCUGGCAGUGCAUGGAAGCCGAAUCUGAGGCCACAGUCGUGGGUGGCUCGACUACUGAUACGCUAUGCUUUAAGAGCCCCAUGCCUCUGCGCCAACACCGCGCGCCCGACGCCGAACUUACCGUCCGCUGCGUGAUUCGCCGCGUGACGGACGUCACUACCGGCCGCGUUGUGUUCGUGUGGGAGUCGGUGGCCGACUGUCCGAACCGCUUGCCGCACGUCAGUGCAAGCGCCAAGGGCAUCGAGAUCCGCGACUGUGGCUGGGGCCUGCUGGAGCCGCUGCGUACUCGUACGGGUGAACACUCGAGCAUCUUGCAGCUCUGUUCGUAUCUGAUGCCCCAGCUCUGUGGUGUUUCGGCCGAGCAGAGUCGGCAGCACAUUCACGGCCUCGCCGAGCUGGUGGCGCCCUGCUACCGCGGGCUGUGGAACAAGCGGCAGCGCAGUGUUGAGAACAUGCUCAUGAACGGAGCCAUCACUGCCAAGAACAACCAGCACGCGCCGCACAAGGUCGAGCUCAAGCAAGAAACGGAGCCGGCACGGUAAAAUGAGCCACUCAAAUGUAGAACAGUUUUGAGGCAAAUAACUAUGACUAGGAUAAUAUAUGGAAAGCUGUUAAAGCGAAGUUCUCGGGAAGCCGUUGGGAUUGUUCGUGAACGACUGGCCAUGGUAUAGGGGUCGCGAAUCUAGUGAUUACGGUC
Messenger RNA from Phytophthora nicotianae INRA-310, 2074 nucleotides. RefSeq lists its product as hypothetical. The transcript has a single exon. NCBI's taxonomy places the organism in Eukaryota, Oomycota, Peronosporomycetes, Peronosporales, Peronosporaceae. The record is from RefSeq and is a predicted model, not a curated record. The coding region runs from base 120 to 1919 and encodes 599 amino acids.